Molecule: messenger RNA, 545 nt
Organism: Quercus lobata
Lineage: Eukaryota; Viridiplantae; Streptophyta; Magnoliopsida; Fagales; Fagaceae
Exons: 4
Coding region: 81-497 (138 amino acids)
Source: RefSeq, a predicted model, not a curated record
UUCCAUAUUAGCAAAGAGGGCUUGCGACUUACUGACAUGCUUGCUGGUGUGUCUCAAUAAAUUCAUAUUUCAUAUUCAACAUGCUUCAGGAAUUUGAACCCCCACUUGAUAUGAGCCAAGAUGUAGAUAGUGGUGAAGACUCACUUCGUGAGAAUGUCCCAAAUGGUCACCUCUUCUUGGGAGACAGGAAUGUUCACUCUUGUCAGUUGAACUCGACAAUUGGAAGCUUGUGUUUCUCCACAUCUGAUCAAGGCUGUUCUGUGGAAGGGAGCAAUGUGAUGUGCAAAUCACCCAAAUGGGACAAUACCAAUGAGGAGAUGGAAGCUGAAAGUCAUCAUGAGCCCAUCAUUGGGAGGUGUCCUCCAGGCUUCAAUUAUGAUGGAGAAAGAGAUAAAUGUAGUGGAAAUGAGAUUACUAAUUUGAAUGGAAAUGUAUGUCUUUGUUUUUUUUUUUCCCCAUGUUGUUAUACACAUGUGAACUGUUUUGUGAGUGGUUAGAGUUAGAUCUAUGUUUCUUGGUUAUAUAAUAAGAUUUUGGUGCAUCAC